AUGUCGGACGCGGAGGAGGCGGUGGACAAGUCCGAGGGGGAGCAGGAAGAACAGGAGGAGGACGUGGCAGAAGAGGCUGGAGGCGGGACGGACGCAGAGGAGACCAACACGGAAGAAGGCGGAGAAGACGAAGAUAAAGAGGCUGAAGAUGGCCCAGUGGAGGAGUCCAAGCCCAAGCCCAGGCCGUUCAUGCCCAACCUGGUGCCGCCCAAGAUCCCCGACGGGGAGAGAGUGGACUUUGACGACAUCCACCGGAAGCGCAUGGAGAAGGACCUGACCGAGCUGCAGACGCUGAUUGAGGCGCAUUUCGAGAACCGCAAGAAAGAGGAACAGGAGCUGGUCUCCCUCAAAGACAGGAUCGAGGAACGGCGGGCGGAACGGGCGGAGCAGCAGCGCAUCCGGGCGCAGCGAGACAGAGAGCGGCAGAGCCGCCUGGCCGAGGAGAGGGCGCGCCGAGAGGAGGAGCAGAGCCGGAGGAAGGCGGCGGAGGAGGCCCGGAGGCAGAAGGCUCUGUCGGACAUGAUGCAUUUUGGCGGCUACAUCCAGAAGGCCCAGACGGAGCGUAAAAAUGGGAAGAGGCAGACGGAGCGCGAGAAGAAGAAGCAGACCUUGGCCGAGAGGAGGAGGGCGCUGGCCCUCGAGCACCUGAGCGCCGAGCAGCUGAGGGAGAGGGCCACGGAGCUGCGGCAGAGCAUCUACGACCUGGAAGCGGAGAAGUUCGACCUGCAGGAGAAGUUCAAGCAGCAGAAAUACGAGAUCAACGUUCUCCGCAACAGGAUCAACGACAACCAGAAAGUCUCUAAGACCCGUGGGAAGGCCAAGGUCACCGGGCGCUGGAAGUAG
Messenger RNA from Lipotes vexillifer (Yangtze River dolphin), 843 nucleotides. It is a transcript of the gene TNNT2, whose product is annotated as troponin T2, cardiac type. The record is from RefSeq and is a predicted model, not a curated record. Gene Ontology annotation, molecular function: troponin I binding; troponin C binding; tropomyosin binding. Gene Ontology annotation, cellular component: troponin complex. The coding region runs from base 1 to 843 and encodes 280 amino acids. The transcript has 14 exons. NCBI's taxonomy places the organism in Eukaryota, Metazoa, Chordata, Mammalia, Artiodactyla, Lipotidae. Gene Ontology annotation, biological process: regulation of muscle contraction; sarcomere organization; cardiac muscle contraction.